AUAAUUUAUUAGAAAAAGACAUGCACAUAUUUGCAAACCGAAAAACUCAACACAUACUAUAGCUAUGGUUCCAUAUAUGCAUUAUAGGUUUUUAUUACUACUAAAUUUCCAAGUGAAAACUGUCAUGAGUUGUGACGACACCGUUGGUGUACGAUAAUGACGCAACACCAGAAACUUUUGCCUCACAACUCACAGCUCUCUGUUUGUUUGAAUUAUAAAUAAAUAUUCCCAUCCAUUCAUAAUUUCAUAUUUCCAAAAGUAGGCAACACACAUACCGCAAAUGGAUGAUCAAUUCCCAUAUCCCACAAUCCGAAAGCAGCAGCAAAUCAAGCACAAGAAACGGCUGAGCGAGGAACAAGUGCGCCUAUUGGAGUCCAAUUUCAACUUCAACAACAAGCUGGACCCCGAGCACAAGUCGCGCCUCGCCCUUGAGCUCGGUGUCCCGCCCAGGCAAGUCGCCAUAUGGUACCAAAACAAGCGCGCGCGCAACAGAAUCCAAGGCCUGGAGGUGGACCACAAGGCCCUGCAGCUGCAGCUCGACACCGUGCUGGCUGACAACUCCAGGCUCAAGGAGGAGGUCCAGAGGCUCAGGCUCGAGUUGACCAGGGCCUCUUUCGCCUCCCCCAGCUCUGGAGACGAGGCUUCCAACCUCGUCUCCAGGGACAAUCUCGAGAGGGAUUUGUACGCGUCUUUAGUUGGGGCCGGAGGCCCCUUCGGGGCGCCCGAUGGAUACGAUUUCUUUGGAUAGUUCGUCUAAUUAAAUCCUUGGUAAAACUCUUGCAUGUCUAAUUUGUGUUUUAUUAGGAGUUACAAUUAAGGGAGUUUUUUUUUUAUGACUGGAUCAAUGUAUAUAUGUCAUAUAUGUUGUCUUAGCACAGUAUUUUUGCAGCGGAAAUCAGUCAAUAACAAUUUUUAGGAAAAUACUUAGACAA
This is a messenger RNA of Salvia miltiorrhiza (redroot sage), 932 nucleotides long. RefSeq names its product homeobox-leucine zipper protein ATHB-52. NCBI's taxonomy places the organism in Eukaryota, Viridiplantae, Streptophyta, Magnoliopsida, Lamiales, Lamiaceae. Gene Ontology annotation, molecular function: sequence-specific DNA binding; DNA-binding transcription factor activity, RNA polymerase II-specific. Gene Ontology annotation, cellular component: nucleus. Gene Ontology annotation, biological process: positive regulation of DNA-templated transcription. Bases 281 to 748 code for a protein of 155 amino acids. The transcript has a single exon. The record is from RefSeq and is a predicted model, not a curated record.